AUGGAGAGCGACAAAGCACCUGUUCAGAGCUCUGGCCUUGGCAUCGCUUUGCCUGCAGUGGAUGUCACGCCCGCCGAGUUAUCCGGCAACCCUUGGGUCACUAUCACCCCGGAAGCAUAUGCAGAAUCUCAUGAGAUUGGAUUCGUUGGCAUUCAUGAUGAGGGGUCUCCUGGGCCAUCCGAACAUGAAUACAGUUCUGAGGAUGAGAUGAGGCAAGACAUCUUCGAUGAAUCUCUUGUCAACGAAGCUCUUGUCGCUCUUUCCGACGAAGUUCCCGCAUUCGAUGCAAUGCUACAUCAUGAAAGAGCCUCGGACCGUGUUGCUCCAGAAUCUCGAGCUCCCUCAAUCGGUGUUUCUCAUGUCAGUCAUUCGGAGCUCGUGUUCCAGUUUCCGAACGGUAGAUCGUCGGCUUUCCUUUCCAUAGUCGAAGGUCAUGGGCAUGCCACCGCUCCAGGCAUUAUCCUCGGCGCCUCAGUUGGACCUCCUGUAAGCACUGCAGAGAGGCCUAUUGACGAUGCUCCGUUGUCCAAACUGAUGCAGGCAAUGUCGCUUGCUGUGGCGACUGGAGUGAGGGAGGGCGUCCAAAAGGCCUUGGACACAGUUGGUAAUCAGGGUGGACACAAGGGUGGACGCACUCAGUUCGGCAGUCGGGGCAAUGCCGGGCAUGGAAUACACGACCGUGUUGAUAGGAGUUCUCGAGCCGCUACAGGCUCUGGGCGCAUGGAUGUCGAUGAAGAAGAAUACUUUGGAGAUGAAGACGAGGGCGGAGAUGCAUGCGCAAUCCUGAGAAGUCAGGGGAGGAAGGGCCCUCGAGACAACAAUUUGUUCAAUGCUCGGUUUCGCGAUUAUCUGCGCAGCAGACACGUCUUGCCCAUUUCUGGUGUUCGUCCGCAAAGCGCCACUCCUGACGCUGUACAAGCGUUCGCAGAUGGAUCUGGUGACGGGCCCGAUAUCGCCGCGCCGUUGAUCGACUGGAACCACGAGUUAAGCUCGCGCUGGAACAAGGAGGUCGUCUUUCUCCUGUCGCGAGACUUCCUUCAGCGGAUCAAAUCAGGCCACGAGUCUCCCCUAGUGUUCGAUGAGGAGACUAUGUCACAGAUUGCUAUCGCUCGUUCCUGCACUAUGAAAUUGCAGCGUGUGCGAAUAGAAAUCCGUGAUGCCGGAAGACUGGACUCAGACAAGAAGAAAUCUGAGAAUGCAGCCGCAUUUCGGCGCAAUACUCGUCGCCAGGGAAUCUUCAACCGCAGAAUGGGUAUCGUCAAAGCGAAUAAGGCGAGCGAACGAUCGCUUUGGGGUGCUAUAGAAGAGGUUCUCGAGCUACUUGAUAUCGCCGGAAUGAGUUCCGAUCACACCGAUGAUGGUAUUACCCAAGACUUCAAAGUGGUCCGCCGUGCACGUUUGCUUUGGCGUCAUGACGACCUUGAAAUACUGUGCCAUGCUAUCGACACUUUUCAUGCCAUGUCUAGGAUUCCACAGUCUAGGGGAAACAGGGCCCUUCUGCGUAUAUCGCUACUAACAGUAUCAUCUCUGAAGUCUAGCCGGCAGUACGUCCGUGGGCUGCCACGAUCAUUCUAUGAUGCGCAGUGGCUGGCAUCUCUUGACAAGUCUGAAUGCCAGCAAGUAGGAUACACGAGCGCAAUCGAAAUACCUCAUUUGGCUGACUAUGUUGAUGGCUGA
Messenger RNA from Laetiporus sulphureus 93-53, 1677 nucleotides. RefSeq lists its product as uncharacterized. The record is from RefSeq and is a predicted model, not a curated record. The transcript is spliced from 8 exons. Lineage: Eukaryota; Fungi; Basidiomycota; Agaricomycetes; Polyporales; Laetiporaceae. The coding region runs from base 1 to 1677 and encodes 558 amino acids.